UUAGCAACUGUUUCACUAUCAGCUGGAGAGAGACGAGUUCUUGCUUCAACAGUGUUUGAACGGAACCCAUCUGUCCGAAGCUUUUUUUUUCUUUCACGCUCCAAUUUAGUCUUUUUGACUUUGUUUUUUCAUCUCGAUCGCAAAGUAAAUCAUCGAAAUGGCAUCCCAAAUCCGCCAGAAUUACCACAGCGACUGUGAGGCCGCCAUCAAUCGCAUGAUCAAUAUGGAGUUGACUGCGUAUUACACCUACCUGUCCAUGGCUCACUAUUUCAAGCGUGACGAUGUGGCCCUGAAAGGCUUUGCCGACUUCUUCAAGGAGCAGAGUGAAGAGGAACAAGAACAUGCCAACAAAUUCAUGGAGUUCCAGAACAAGCGGGGCGGCCGCAUCUUCCUCCAGGAUAUUAAGAAACCUGAAAAAGAUGAAUGGGGCUCUGGUCUGGAAGCCAUGCAGGCCGCCCUGAAGCUGGAGAAAAGCGUCAACCAGGCCCUGCUGGAUCUGCAUAACAUCGCAUCAACCCAUGUAGACUCUCAUCUGUGCGACUUCUUGGAGACUCACUACUUGAAUGAACAGGUUGAAGCUAUUAAGAAGCUGGGUGACCACAUCACCAACUUGACCAAGACUGGAGCCAGUAACGGCGGGCUUGCAGAGUACUUGUUUGACAAGCUUACUCUGAAGGAGAGCAGCUAAACCAACUUGCACCGUAAACUAAUCAUGGUGAUGGCUUGGCCUCGUAAAGCAAUGUACAAGUCUAAGGCCUAAAUAAAAGUUGAGCAUUA
Molecule: messenger RNA, 777 nt
Organism: Polypterus senegalus (gray bichir)
Lineage: Eukaryota; Metazoa; Chordata; Cladistia; Polypteriformes; Polypteridae
Product: ferritin, middle subunit-like
Exons: 4
Coding region: 158-688 (176 amino acids)
Biological process (GO): intracellular iron ion homeostasis; iron ion transport
Cellular component (GO): cytoplasm
Molecular function (GO): ferrous iron binding; ferric iron binding
Source: RefSeq, a predicted model, not a curated record